AGGGCGGGCUUUGCAUCCAGAGUUAAAUAGUAGACAAUUGUGAAUAAUUGGAUGAAAAAAACGUUAAAAUAAGUAAAUAGGGGUUUUAAAAGUGAAUUUGGAUGAAUCGCGGAGAGAACCGAGGAUCUGUGUGGGAUUUUUGUGGAGAUGGAGGACAGCAGUGAGCAGAUGAGACCGCUCCUCCUCACAGCCGGUAACGAUGACGAGGCGGUGCUGGACCGGGGAAAAACCAGCUCCACCCUCUACACAAACUUUGAGAGGGAAGAACUGGAGAGUCACAGGGCGGUCUAUAUUGGCGUUCACGUCCCUUUGGGCCGUGAGACCCGCCGGCGGCAUCGUCACAAAGGACACAGACACCACCGGAGGCGGCAGGAUCGGUCAGACCGGGAGGACGGGCGAGAGUCUCCGUCUUACGACACGCCGUCUCAGAGGGUCCAGUUCAUCCUCGGGACGGAGGACGACGAUGAGGAGCACAUCCCCCAUGACCUGUUCACAGAGUUGGACGAGUUGGCUUUUAAGGACGGAGACUUUCAGGAGUGGAAGGAGACCGCCAGGUGGCUGAAGUUCGAGGAGGACGUGGAGGACGGAGGAGAGCGGUGGAGUAAACCCUACGUGGCCACGCUGUCGCUGCACAGCCUGUUUGAGCUGCGCUCCUGCAUCCUGAACGGCACCGUGCUGCUCGACAUGAAGGCCAGCAGCAUCGAGGAGAUCGCAGACAUGGUGAUUGACUCCAUGGUGUUGUCGGGGCAGCUGGAGGAGGAGGUUCGUGAGAAGGUGAAGGAGGCCAUGCUGCGUCGGCACCACCACCAGAACGAGAUGAAGCUCAGUAACCGCAUCCCGCUGGUCCGCUCCUUUGCUGACAUGGGCAAAAAGUACUCCGACCCCCACCUACUGGAGCGCAACGGUCUGCUGGCAUCACCUCAGUCUGCUCCAGGAAACCUGGACCACAGUAAACACAGCGAGACUCGAAUCAACGCCGGCAUCGGCAGCAGCCAGGAAAACAGCACCAUGGACUUCAGCAAGGUGGAUAUGAACUUCAUGAAGAAGAUUCCUCCUGGAGCUGAGACAUCCAAUGUACUGGUGGGAGAGGUUGACUUCUUGCAGCGACCAGUCAUUGCCUUUGUGCGACUUUCCCCUGCUGUGCUGCUGACCGGCCUCACGGAGGUCCCCGUACCCACAAGGUUCCUGUUCCUUCUUCUGGGUCCAUUUGGAAAAGGUCCACAGUACCAUGAGAUAGGACGCUCCAUCGCCACUCUGAUGACAGACGAGAUUUUCCAUGAUGUCGCUUACAAAGCGAAGGACAGGAAGGACUUGCUGUCCGGGAUUGACGAGUUCCUGGAUCAGGUGACAGUGCUACCUCCGGGGGAGUGGGACCCCAGCAUUCGCAUUGAGCCCCCCAAAAAUGUCCCGUCUCAGGAGAAGAGGAAGAUUCCGCCGAUCCCUAAUGGCACAACCAGUGGCACAGAUGGUACCAAGAAGGUGGUGCAUGACACUGGACCAGAGCUGCAGAGAACAGGGAGGAUAUUCGGCGGUUUGGUGAACGACGUGCGGCGGAAAGCUCCCUUCUAUUGGAGUGACAUCAGAGACUCCCUCACUCUUCAGUGUUUGGCGUCUGUCCUCUUCCUGUACUGCGCCUGCAUGUCGCCCGUCAUCACGUUCGGGGGACUACUGGGAGAAGCUACCAAGAACAACAUCAGCGCCAUAGAGUCUCUGUUCGGGGCGUCCAUGACAGGCAUGGUCUACUCCCUGUUUGGCGGUCAGCCGCUCACCAUUCUGGGCAGCACCGGCCCGAUUCUGGUUUUUGAGACAAUCCUCUUCAACUUCUGCUGUAACUACGGGCUGGCCUAUCUGCCCCUGCGGACCAGCAUUGGCCUAUGGACCGCCUUCCUCUGCCUGGUGCUGGUGGCCACAGAUGCCAGUUCUCUCGUCUGCUACAUCACCCGCUUUACAGAGGAGGCCUUCGCUGCCCUCAUCUGCAUGAUCUUCAUUUAUGAAGCCCUGGAGAAGGUGAUCCACCUGUGGGAGGUCUACCCCAUCAACAUGAACAAUGACCUGGACAACCUCACCUUCUACAGGUGUCAGUGUUCUCCACCAGCCAACUUCUCAGCUGAAGCUCUCCACACGUUUAACGACAGCAGCUUCAGCACCAGAAACAUUUCGUGGGAGCAGCUGAGCGUUAAGGAGUGUCAGCGUUUCCACGGUGACUUUGUCGGCCCAGGCUGCGGCCACCAUGGUCCUUUUAUCCCUGAUGUCCUCUUCUGGUCCGUCAUCCUCUUUUUCGCCACCUUCUUCAUCGCCACCUCCCUCAAACAGUUCAAGACCAAGAGAUUCUUCCCCACUAAGGUUCGAGCGGUAAUCAGCGAUUUUGCCGUCUUCCUGACCGUCACGACCAUGGUGUUGGUGGACUAUCUGUUGGGUGUUCCCUCACCCAAACUACGUGUCCCCGACCGCUUUGAGCCAACAUCAAAGCAUCGAGGCUGGUUCAUCUCCCCUGUGGGUCAGAACCCCUGGUGGACGCUGCUGGCUGCUGCUAUUCCUGCUCUGCUCUCCACCAUCCUGAUCUUCAUGGACCAGCAGAUCACCGCCGUCAUCGUCAACCGCAAAGAGAACAAACUCAAGAAGGGCUGUGGCUAUCACUUGGACCUGCUGGUGGUGUCGGUGAUGCUGGGCGUGUGCUCCAUCAUGGGCCUGCCCUGGUUUGUGGCAGCGACUGUGCUCUCCAUUACCCAUGUCAACAGUCUGAAGCUGGAGUCGGGGUCCGCAGCACCCGGUGAUCAGCCAAAGUUCCUGGGCAUCAGAGAACAGAGAGUCACCGGCUUCAUGAUCUUCGCCUUGAUGGGCUCCUCGGUCUUCAUGACCUCCAUACUGAAGUUCGUCCCCAUGCCCGUUCUGUACGGCGUCUUCCUCUACAUGGGUGUGUCCGCACUCAGGGGCAUCCAGAUGUUCGACCGCAUCACGCUGUUUGGCAUGCCAGCCAAACACCAGCCAGACCUGAUCUACCUACGCUACGUCCCGCUGUGGAAGGUCCAUAUCUUCACCGUGGUCCAGCUGAGCUGCCUGAUCCUCCUCUGGGUCAUAAAGUUUUCACCCGCUGCCAUCAUCUUCCCCAUUAUGGUGCUGGCUCUGGUGUUCGUCCGGAAGCUUCUGGACUUCUGCUUCACCAAGAAAGAGCUGAGCUGGCUGGAUGACCUGAUUCCAGAGAGCAAGAAGAAGAAAGCUGACGACAAAAAGAAGAAGGAGGAUGCUCAGCAGGUGAUCGAGGAAGUGGAUGAAGAACCAGCUUUUGGUAGAGGAACCAUCAUCAAGAUCCCGAUCAAAGGCCGCAAAGGAUCCGUGGACCCCUCAGAGUUCAACAUCACAGAUGAAGUGGCCAAAAGUGGCAUCUGGAAGUCAGUCUCCAUGAAGACCGAUGGCAGCAAAGGUCUGAAACGCAGCAUCAGCCAUGAUGAGUUUCCUCCAAACAUCGAGAUAACCGUCAACGACGAGGAGCGCGACAAGCUGGUCAGCACGGAAACGUCGCUAUGAUCCACGUGCUGCUCCACCACCAGGCGGCACUGUCCAGGCCAGGAGGGCGGGGCUGCCAUUACCGUGGUGAUGAUGUUGCUUUUUCCUGUCUUCUUUGGACCAAUCAGGAGUGGCCUUGCUGUGCUGUACUCUCAGGAACGUCAACGUUUAUUUUUUCAUUGUUGUAUAGUGAAACACAGAAAAAUGUUUAUUUUAACUCCAACUGAAUGCUGCCGUGCUCUGAUUUGCCCCACAAACUCAGGUGGCCUUUUUUUUUCUUUUUAAACACUGAUUUGAAAAUCACUGGUUUUAAAGUUUUCGCUUCCUGCUUUCAAAAAGCACAUGAGCACUUUUUGUUCUCUGGAAGUCCAAACUCACAGCAGGAGGAAGUUUUAAUUUGAUCCAGUGCGCUGAUUUGAGGGGUGUGUGUGUGUGUGUGUGUGUGUGUGUGUGUGUGUGGUGUGUGUGUGUGUGUGUGUGUGUGUGUGUGGUGUGUGUGUGUGUGUGUGUGUGUGUGUGUGUGUGUGUGUGUGUGUGUGUGUGUGUGUGUAUGAGGGUGAGUGCAUGUACGUGCACUGCUGUACGUCACCUUGUUGUCCGGAUUUACUGAAUGAUGUCACAGUUUCUCUUUCCAGCUGAAAUAAUGAAUAAUUAAACUCAUUACGUCAGU
Thalassophryne amazonica is the source of this 4174-nucleotide messenger RNA. Its product is annotated as sodium bicarbonate cotransporter 3-like. Gene Ontology annotation, molecular function: sodium:bicarbonate symporter activity; monoatomic anion transmembrane transporter activity; solute:inorganic anion antiporter activity. The transcript has 25 exons. Gene Ontology annotation, cellular component: apical plasma membrane; plasma membrane; basolateral plasma membrane. The record is from RefSeq and is a predicted model, not a curated record. Bases 148 to 3525 code for a protein of 1125 amino acids. NCBI's taxonomy places the organism in Eukaryota, Metazoa, Chordata, Actinopteri, Batrachoidiformes, Batrachoididae. Gene Ontology annotation, biological process: transmembrane transport; regulation of intracellular pH; monoatomic anion transport.